Molecule: messenger RNA, 1692 nt
Organism: Coccinella septempunctata (seven-spotted ladybird)
Lineage: Eukaryota; Metazoa; Arthropoda; Insecta; Coleoptera; Coccinellidae
Product: aminoacylase-1
Exons: 7
Coding region: 121-1350 (409 amino acids)
Biological process (GO): amino acid metabolic process
Cellular component (GO): cytoplasm
Molecular function (GO): aminoacylase activity
Source: RefSeq, a predicted model, not a curated record
UAUACCAGGUCGUCAUUCCCUUUUGGAGUCGACGCUUUAUAAAGAAAGGGAACGGCUCUCGGUAAAUUUAGACACCCAGUUAGUUGCGGCCUUGCAAGUCCUUUGCAUUUUCCACGGAAGAUGUCUGUAUCAUCACGGGAAGAACAGAAAAGGUUGGAUACUUUAGCUGUAAACAAUUUCGUCGAAUAUUUGAGAAUACCGUCAGUUCAUCCGAAUGUCGACUAUGGUGAUUGCAUUAAAUUUCUACAGAAGCAGGCAAAAGAGUUAGAUUUACCAAUUCAGGUGAUCAAUGUAAGACCGAAAAAACCAAUUGUUAUUUUAACAUGGGUUGGCAAAAAACCAGAAUUACCUAGUAUAUUACUCAACAGUCAUAUGGAUGUUGUUCCUGUAUAUGAAGAAAACUGGAAACAUAAACCAUUCGCUGCAGACAUUGAAAAUGGUAACAUUUUCGCGAGGGGCACUCAAGACAUGAAAUCAGUGGGUUUGCAAUAUUUGGAAGCCAUCAGAAGGUUGAAGUUGAAUGGCAUAACUUUCAUGAGAACUAUACAUAUAUCAUUCGUACCAGAUGAGGAAAUAGGAGGAUUAGAGGGCAUGAAAUUGUUUGUUGACACAAAAGAAUUUGAAAAAUUGAGAGUUGGUGUGUCUCUGGAUGAAGGCAUAGCAAGUAACACUGAUGAGUUCGCUCUGUUUUACGGGGAACGGUGUAUUUGGCAUGUUCACAUUCAUUGUCCUGGACAAUCUGGUCAUGGCUCCCUUUUGAUGGAAAAUACACCAGGAGAGAAGGUCACGCAUAUUUUGAAGAGAUUUUAUGAGUUUAGAAAGACUCAACAGAAACUUCUGAAAGACAACCCUACAUGGACCAUAGGAGAUGUCACCACAGUUAACUGCACAAUGAUGAGCGGUGGUGUUCAAAGUAACGUCGUCCCGCCUGAGAUGAUUAUUGUGAUUGACUGUAGAAUCCCAGUAACAGUGGACAUUCAGAAGUGGGAAGAAACCAUACAUAACUGGUGUGCAGAGGCAGGUUCUGACAUUUACAUCACAUACAGCCAGAAGCAACCACAAGUUCCUGUAACUAAAUUAGAUGAUUCAAAUCCCUACUGGAUCGCUUUCAAAGCUGCCACAGACGAGCUUGGUCUGAAGCUUAAGCCGCAAAUAUUUCCUGGGGGAACAGAUAGCCGAUACCUCAGAGAAAUCGGGAUUCCAGCAAUUGGCUUUUCUCCCAUAAACAAUACUCCAGUAUUAUUACACGAUAACGAUGAGUUUCUAGGCGUUGAUACCUUCCUUAAAGGAAUCGAAAUUUACUGUACCAUCAUCAGCAAACUUGCGAAUAUGGAGGAUCUCACUGGAUAGUAUUCGCCAAGAAUCAAGAAACGUCGUCUGUACUGAUUGUCGGUCAAAAAUUCUGAAGUCUGCAACCACUGGAAAAGUUUUACUUCUUUCUCCGUGGUAAAUAUCUAGUUUAAAAAGCUGCAACAGCAGGAAUGUUGACGAAGCAGACUUCAGAAUAAAAUUGAUUGAUUCUCAAUACAUAUGAAUUUCUUGAUUCAGGAAGGUACCUAAUAAUUGGAAUGGAAAAAGGAAAUACAAAGAUUUCUGCAUUUAUCGUGGAUUGAUAUAUUACUAAUAAUGCGAAUAUUAUUAUUGUUGGCCUAUAUUUUUAUAUAAUAUAAUGUGAUAUUAUUAAUCAUAUAA